This is a messenger RNA of Colletotrichum orchidophilum, 1662 nucleotides long. RefSeq names its product feruloyl esterase B. The transcript has 3 exons. The record is from RefSeq and is a predicted model, not a curated record. The coding region runs from base 1 to 1662 and encodes 553 amino acids. NCBI's taxonomy places the organism in Eukaryota, Fungi, Ascomycota, Sordariomycetes, Glomerellales, Glomerellaceae.
AUGUCACCGAAACAGAGAGCACACCUGUCUAGAUCCGCUGGUCUGAAGAUGCUCGCGGUAGUCUCCCUAGUCAUCGGUAUCUUGCUGGCGUUAGCUACACCAUCAGGAGCAACAUUCCAGAAGGACUGCCUCGCUCUCACGCCCCAGUCUACAGUCAUCAAUUCAACUGCACAACAGCUAACCCUUGUGGAGUCGGGUACCAACCUCACCUUUCCAACACAAGAUGCAUCAUGCAACCGAGGAAGUCAAGUGGUGCGAGCAAACCUAUGCCGGGUCUCAAUGAACAUCACGACCUCCGAUAGAUCUGAAAUUGCCGCUGAAAUAUGGCUGCCUGAGAAAUGGAAUGGGCGGAUGGUGACGGUUGCUGGCGGAGGGCUCGAUGGAUGCGUUCACUACGAAGACCUUGCGUACGCCACUGCUCAUGGCUUUGCCGCCGUCGGUACGAACAAUGGACAUGCUGGAACCACUGGUGUACAAUUCCUUAAUAAUGAUGAUGUUGUUACCGAUUUUUCGUAUAGAGCUAUUCACAUCGGCGUUCUCGCCGGAAAGAGUCUUCUCAAGUCUCUCUAUAAGCGCAAGCUUACGGGCUCGUACUUCUUGGGAUGUUCUCUCGGGGGACGCCAAGGCGUGCAGGCAGCAGACAUGUAUCCCGAAGACUUUGACGGCAUCGUCGCGGGCGCACCGGCGGUGGACUUCAACAACCUCUAUUCAUGGCGGGCCGGCUUCUUCCCCCUCACCGGGCCUGUCGACUCCAAGGACUUCAUUACCCCAACCGUCUGGAUGACGACCAUUCACGAUGAGGUUCUCAGGCAAUGCGACAAGAUUGAUGGCGUUGAAGACGGCAUUAUCGAGGAUCCCAGCCUUUGCAAUUUUGAUCCUGGGACUAUCCUGUGUAAAUCAGACAGCAGCAACACCAAAUGUCUCACCAGCGCACAGGUCGACAUUGUGAGAAAGAUCUUCAGCCCGACCAACUAUACCGACGGCGAGCUAUUCUGGCCAGCCAUGAAUCCUGGCAGCGAGAUACUCACUGCAGACGGACUGUAUAGUGGUAAACCAUUUGCUCUUUCUCAAAACUGGUUUCGUUAUGCGAUUUACAAUGAUCCGAACUGGGACCCUGCUACCUAUACGCUCGGAAAGGAUGGCAUCUUUGCCGAAAAGCGGAACCCCGGCAACAUCAAGACGUACCCCCGCGAUUUAUCUGCAUUCAAGAGGAGAGGAGGCAAGCUAUUGAUGUACCAUGGCCAGCAGGAUCAGCAGAUAACUAGCUUCCACACGCCCAUUUUCUAUGACCGCUUGGCAAAAGGCAUGCAUCUGAACUCUUCUGGAAUGGAUCACUUCACCCGCUUCUUCCGCAUCUCGGGUUUAUACCAUUGCACGACGGGGCCUGGGGCCUGGCUGGUGGGUCAGGGAGGUAGCGGUGGCAACUCCGCCGUCAUUAGCGAUAGUCUCCCUUUCAAUAGGACUUACAACGUCCUUGCUGCCAUUGUUGACUGGGCCGAGGGUGGGAUCGCUCCGGAAACCAUCACAGGGACCAAGUUCCUCAAUGAUAGCGUUGAUCUGGGGGUAGACUUUCAACGCCGGCAUUGCAGGUACCCAUUGCGGAACACAUACCGGGGCGAUGGUCUGGAUCCUAAACUCCCGGACAGUUGGCAUUGUGUGUAG